UGUGAGCGCUGUGAGCGGUGUGAUCGCGGCCAUCCCGGCGCUGCCCAUAGUGCGGCGGCUGCUCUCGCCAUGGCGGCCGGCAGCGGCACGAAGGCGGCCGAGCGGCUCUACGACAUGGUGGUGUUCGGCGCCUCGGGCUUCACCGGACAGUUCGUGGUGGAGGAGGUGGCGCGGGCGGCGGCGGCGGCGGCCGCCGGCGAGGGUCCGCUGUGCCGCGGCCCCUUGCGCUGGGCCGUGGCCGGGCGGAGCCGCGAGAAGCUGCGGGCGGUGCUGGAGCGGGCGGCCGAGCGACUGGGGAAGGCGACGCUCGGGGCAGAGGUCGACGUGCUGCUGUGCGAUGUGGGCGACGCGGUCUCGCUGGCCGCCAUGGCGAAGCAGACCCGGGUGGUGCUGAACUGCGUGGGCCCGUAUAGAUUCUUUGGAGAGCCUGUGGUAGAAGCUUGUGUUGAAAAUGGUGCAAGCUGCAUUGACAUCAGUGGAGAGCCCCAGUUCCUGGAGGGAAUGUACCUGAAAUACAACGAAAAAGCUGCGGAAAAGGGGGUAUAUGUCGUUGGAAGCUGUGGCUUUGACUCCAUACCAGCUGAUAUGGGAGUACUGUACACCAGAGACAAGUUGAAAGGUACCUUAACUGCUGUUGAAAGUUUCCUGUCGGUAAAAUCUGGGCCUGAGGGUGUUUGUGUACACGAUGGGACCUGGAAGUCAGCUGUCUAUGGCCUUGCGGAUGAAGACAACCUGAGGAAGCUUCGAAAAAAGAUAGGAUAUGCCCCUGUUCCAAUAGUUGGUGCAAAGCUUAAAAAAAGAGGAUUUUUGUUUUACAAUCAGGAAUUCAAAGAGUACUCUAUUCCAUUCAUGGGAUCUGAUGGUUCUGUUGUGAAACGGACUCAGCGUUAUUUGCACACAGAGUUGCAGGAAACACCUGUCCAGUAUGGUGCUUAUGUGAAUGUAGGUGGUCUUGGCUCUGUUAUCAAGCUGAUGUUUGCUGGCAUGUUAUUUCUUCUUCUGGUGAAGUUUAACUUUGGAAGAAAACUUCUGACAAAAUACCCAGAAUUUUUCUCUGCUGGACGUUUCACAAAGGAAGGACCAACCCAGAAACAGAUGGAUGGAACCUCUUUUACAAUGACUUUUUUUGGUGAGGGUUACAGUGAGGGGCAAGAUCCCCAGAGUGGCAAACCAAAUGUGAAGAUCUGCACUGAAGUGAAAGGACCAGAGCCUGGAUAUGUUGCUACACCUAUUGCAAUGGUUCAAGCAGCUGUAUCUCUUCUGGAAGAUGCACCUUCUCUGCCUAAACGGGGUGGUGUAUAUUCUCCGGGAGCUGCCUUCUCCAAAACAAAACUGAUUGAUCGCCUCAACAGACGUGGCGUUGAGUUCUCUGUUAUUAGCAAGCCUGAAGUCUGAAGACAAAACAUAACUAUGAAUUAACACCUUUACUGGGUCUAACUCAAAUAAAACUCAUUUGGCUGCAAAAGCCUAAUCGUAAAGUAGUUUCACUGUGCAAUUGUUUGCAGCAGAAACAGAAGAAAACUUGAGUUAAAUGUAUAAUACUAUUUGCUAAAGUGAGAAAAUCCCUAAAGGGUGGGUAUGAAGUUUUAAUUCACAGACAUAUUAAAUUGGUAACUUCUUGGGUACUAGUUCUAGAAUUUUAAUGUUGUUCAUCUAAGUUUUUCAGGUUCCUACUUAGUGGACCAGCUGUAGUGUCUGCUUCACAAGUAACCAUAGCCAUCUCACUUCACCCCUUCUGCAACUAUGUAAAGCAGGCAGGCCUGGGAUAACAAGUGCCUUAGCAGAUGAAACCACUAGUUACUCCUUGUGUUUGGCAUGUCUUUAAUACCAUUUUCAAUUAAUCUUUAUUUAAUAACUGUUCUUAGUGCAGAUCUGUGUGUUAGGGUUUCUUCAGUUAGGUAAGUAGUAAUAAACUGUAUUACUUUUGCACAUUGUAA
This is a messenger RNA of Lepidothrix coronata (blue-crowned manakin), 1937 nucleotides long. It is a transcript of the gene SCCPDH, whose product is annotated as saccharopine dehydrogenase (putative). Gene Ontology annotation, cellular component: plasma membrane; lipid droplet; mitochondrion. The record is from RefSeq and is a predicted model, not a curated record. Gene Ontology annotation, biological process: glycolipid biosynthetic process. The transcript has 12 exons. The coding region runs from base 70 to 1395 and encodes 441 amino acids. Lineage: Eukaryota; Metazoa; Chordata; Aves; Passeriformes; Pipridae.